Messenger RNA from Salvia splendens (bonfire salvia), 418 nucleotides. Its product is annotated as transcription factor ILI3. Gene Ontology annotation, molecular function: protein dimerization activity. Lineage: Eukaryota; Viridiplantae; Streptophyta; Magnoliopsida; Lamiales; Lamiaceae. Bases 27 to 296 code for a protein of 89 amino acids. The record is from RefSeq and is a predicted model, not a curated record. The transcript has 2 exons.
GCGUGUUGUAUGUGUGAGAAAGAGUGAUGUCGAGCAGAAGAGGAAGUGCUUCAAAACUCACAGAAGAUGAGGUGAAUGACCUCAUCUUCAAACUACAGGCAUCUUUGCCACAUGAAUCUAACUCAACAUCUAAUAAAAAGAGAUCGGCAUCAAAGAUAUUGGAAAGGACAUGCAUUUAUAUAAAGAAACUACAGAAAGAGGUGGAUGAUCUAAGUGAUGUCCUUUCUAAACGUUUGGCUUCUGGAGAUAUCAAUGCCGCUGAUGCAGAACUCAUUGCCACACUUCUACAACUCUAAUCAUCUUUUAAAUUAAUAUUUUACCUAUAUAUAUUCCUACUCCUAGACUCGCAAUUUUAUGAUUGAUAGAUAAAACUACUACUUUCUAGUAGUAAUAAAUAAUACUAGUACUAUUGUAGACU